Molecule: messenger RNA, 1710 nt
Organism: Hibiscus syriacus
Lineage: Eukaryota; Viridiplantae; Streptophyta; Magnoliopsida; Malvales; Malvaceae
Product: amino acid transporter AVT3A-like
Exons: 1
Coding region: 190-1479 (429 amino acids)
Biological process (GO): amino acid transmembrane transport
Cellular component (GO): vacuolar membrane
Molecular function (GO): amino acid transmembrane transporter activity
Source: RefSeq, a predicted model, not a curated record
UCAAUUCAAGUAAACGACAAAAGAAACCAGAAGAAAAUAUCUUAUCCUCCCCCUCCCCCACCUUUUUAUUUGACGAUGUGUGUUCUUUCUCUGCAGAAUGCAGAUUGUGAAGUGAUAGUAUCAAUCCCCGUUUAGAUCUCUCAAAAAAACCCAUCAAUUUGUAGUAUUGUUUUCCAGAUAAUUCCAGAUAUGGGGUUUGAUAAAGAAGCGAGCUCGUCGUCGCAUGUGCUGAAAGUGCCAGCCCUCCCGAGAGAAGACACCCCUCUGUUGGGCCAGCCACGCCACCUCUCUUCUCAGUCAAAGACCUUUGCAAAUGUCUUCAUAGCCAUAGUCGGAGCAGGCGUCCUCGGCCUUCCGUACACCUUCAAGAAAACAGGAUGGCUCAUGGGCUCCCUCAUGCUCUUCUCCGUCGCUAUUCUAGCCUAUCACUGUAUGAUGCUUUUGGUUUUCACUCGCCGCAAACUGGAGUCCCUCCAUGGCUUCUCCAAGAUAAGCUCUUUCGGUGAUCUCGGCUUCGAGGUUUGUGGCCCCCUCGGCCGCUUCGCAGUUGAUAUAAUGAUAGUUCUUGCACAGGCUGGCUUCUGUGUUAGUUACCUCAUCUUCAUUGCCAACACUUUAGCUUAUGUUUUCAAUGCCGAUGACGAUAACAACCAGGCACGUAUUCUCGGGCUCACUCCCAAGACUUUGUAUCUGUGGGCUUGUUUUCCAUUCCAGUUAGGUUUGAAUUCGAUUGCAACGUUGACUCAUUUGGCCCCUUUGAGUAUCUUUGCCGAUGUGGUGGACCUUGCGGCUGUCGGGGUGGUGAUGGUGGAGGAUGUAUUUGUUUUCUUGAAGAACAUGCCGGAGUUGAAGGCUUUUGGUGGUUUCUCCGUAUUCUUUUACGGCCUGGGCGUGGCUGUUUACUCUUUUGAAGGAGUGGGAAUGAUAUUGCCAUUGGAAUUAGAGGCUAAAUACAAAGACAAGUUCGGGAAAGUAUUGGCCUUUUGCAUGGCAUUCAUUACAUUGUUGUACGGUGCAUUCGGGCUAUUGGGAUACAUGGCUUUUGGUGAAGAGACCAAAGAUAUAAUCACCACCAACCUGGGAGCAGGAUUAAUAAGCACCCUGGUGCAGUUGGGUCUGUGUAUCAACCUGUUCAUUACGUUCCCGUUGAUGAUGAACCCGGUUUACGAGGUAGUAGAGAGGCGGUUGUGUGACGGUAGAUACUGCUUGUGGCUGAGGUGGGCGGUAGUUCUGGGAGUGAGCUUGGUGGCUCUGCUGGUCCCCAAUUUCGCAGAUUUCUUGUCACUUGUGGGGAGUAGUGUCUGCUGUACUCUGGGGUUUGUUUUGCCUGCUUUGUUUCAUUUUUUGGUGUUCAAGGGUGAGUUGGGGUGGGAUGGAGUGCUUUUGGAUGCGGUCAUUGUGGUUGUAGGUGUGAUCAUGGGAAUCUCUGGAACCUGGUCUUCCCUCAUCGAGAUAUUUGCGUCCAACUCCAAAGCCUGAUUUCUUUCUUUCCUUUUUUCCCCCUCUCUUCUUGAGGUAUGGUGGGAUAGGGACAUAUUAGCGACUGUUAAUACCGAUGAUCGAGGAGAAAGAAAUAAAACUUUACCAUGUGUGUUUGCCACAUUACACAACACUGCAACAACUAAUAGUAUGACAGAAGAUAGUAACCUAUAUUUAUCCUCCUAUAAUUAAGCAUCAACCACACACCAUAUAUAUAUUUGCACAGCUUUC